Gilbertella persicaria is the source of this 4947-nucleotide messenger RNA. RefSeq lists its product as uncharacterized. Gene Ontology annotation, molecular function: lipid binding. NCBI's taxonomy places the organism in Eukaryota, Fungi, Mucoromycota, Mucoromycetes, Mucorales, Choanephoraceae. The record is from RefSeq and is a predicted model, not a curated record. Bases 1 to 4947 code for a protein of 1648 amino acids. The transcript is spliced from 5 exons.
AUGAGCCAUUAUACAGACAAUCAAUCCCGGGCUGUGCUUGAUAAAGCCGAAAAAAGACUGGACAUGCUUGAAAAGUUACCCAACCAGCAGUGGACUCUUGUAAAUAACACUACUUCAAAAGACAAGAUCUAUCGUACAUAUACCACCAGUGACGAUCACCCAACUUGGAAAGUCGAAAAACAACUCCAUGCCAACCAAACUAACCUCGACUAUAUAAAGACAUGUUUAUUAACCAUUGAUUUGCGGCCGCAAUGGUAUCCUUGGUUCACUGAAUAUAAAGUAUUGGAUAAACCGAGUUCUCAUGUUCAUAUCAUUCAAGCAAAAACAACAGACGACCAUAGUAUAGAUUGGGUAGAGAAAGUGAUGGAGAGAAAACGUCAGGUUAGAUAUGUUGCUUGUUCAAUGCAUUCUGCUAUCAACUACUAUUUAGCAAUACAUGUUGAGACAAGCAAUGGUGGUAGCACACGUGCGGUUGUUUACUACCAAUGGGAUCCAUCGACUGCUACACAUACCAGUGACAUACUUUCCUCAGUCCUGGACAACCUAUGUAAUCUAUGCAUAUUUUCAUGGAUCAGUCAAUCUGAUAAAGCAAUUGAUAUCAAACGUAUUUCAUACACACAAGAUACAUGCGAAAUUGACUAUACUUGUCAACAGAAAGAAACAAAAUUGCCUGCUCCAGCUGUAGAUAUUCAUAAAAUAAACCAACAACACAGAUGGCAUAGUGGAUCAUGGGAUCAACAGUCUUCUCUCAGUCAAACACUACGGAAAAACAAAUUUCUAUCUUCUUCCUCUCUUGUGUUCAAUUCAGCAUCUUCUUCACCUCAACUUCAUCCAAUCACUCGAUCCUCUUAUCCCGAAAAUCAACAUAUGUUUCCCUGGCUUAUAGAGGAUGAAAGAGAAGAACGAGACUUGCUUUAUAAGCAACUUGAUUCAGACGAAUUACGGAUUCAAGCAACCGAUAUGCCUCAACUGUCUAUUUCACUUGUUGAUAAGCAAGAAUGGUCUGAUAAGUUUGCUCAACUUUAUGUUCGCUGCUUUUAUCGCCAACCACUGAGCAAUAAAGCAAAUUAUGUGAUUCAGAUACUUCAUCCUCAUAAAUGGAUGCAAUACUUUAAAGAACACGAAGAAGAAACAAUGCGGUUAGAUGAUGAAGAUGAAAUGACACCUAUUCAUGUGAAACUCGUCUUGCGAAAAUCAAAAGAUAGCCGAUGUACAGUCAAUAAUAAUGAGUGGCCAAUCAGAUCAUGGCGUUUGUCCAGCAGUGAUGAAGAAGAAAACGAUAGUUGCCAUACAGAUGAGGAUGAAGAUAUCUUUGUAGAUGGUAUGGAAGAAAUCAAUUCGCCCAAACAGACCGAAAUGCCUAAAAUAAAUAUUCCGCUUAUGAAGCCAUCUUCUUCUGCACCUGUUCCUACACUACAAACAUUGCCUCAGCAUGAUGUACCAUUCGCUGAAUUCGAAGAGAAAAAGGCUGCUUCGAUUCAAGAACCUGUAGAUACAACAUCUUUUGUAGAUACUAUUCCCAUAGAAAAAACAAAGGAACCCAAUAUACCCUCUUUAUCUCAAGAAGCGGAUCAAUUGCCUGAAACAGAUCCAGCAGCACUUUUGAAGGUAUAUCCACAAUUUAUUGAAUAUCUUCAACUAUCUUCUUCACCUAUCGUUCAAGCACCCACCCGAGAAAACGGUUAUGUGACAGUACGACGAUUUGACAUUGCUCAUCAUCCUAUGGGAGGCUUCUUGAGUGAAUCUAUUUGGAAAGAUUGUAGUAUUUGGGAUAUUAAGGCAGUCAUUGAAAGCACAGGUGCUCGUCGGAUCUGGGACAAUACGUUUGAAAGCACUACACUUUUACAUGCUCUCACACCCACCAGUUCAUUAUGGCACACAAAAGUCAAAGGUGCCUGGCCUAUUCAGCCACGCGACUACGUUUGUUUUCAUGGUCAGUACACAUCAUCAGGUGUACCCCGAAUUGAUCUGCUGUCGACGUCUUGUCUCGGUGAUUCAUUUCAAUACAAACCGCUACCACCUAAACAAAUACCUGGUUACACCCGUGCCAUCAUGGACAUCAUGGGCUGGCGAUUGGAACGUGUGGACGAAACAAAGGCUCUUGUUCGCCAAGUGCUUGUGACUCAGUUUCCUUCUUGGGUCAUUCAGUACAUUACAAGUCGGUUUUCGGUACAGACAUGUUCUGCUGUUCAGUUUGCACAAGACUAUCUUGAGAAACAUGGUGCUCCUCCGAGCCUUGAAAGCCUAAGUUGUGCUUUGCUUGUGGAUGUCAAGCAUGACCAUGAACGUAAAAGCUGGCGUUGUGAAUACACACGUCGUACCGAUAAGAAUGAAUCAGAUGUAGGCCCAUUGAACACACCAAGCACCGUAUCUGUGAUUCGGUUAGAUAAGAGAAGAUGGGCUACUCGCAAUGCUUAUGCUGUGGUCAUUGAUCCUCCACCAUCGCGUGUCUCGGCUACAGAAAAGAGUUGUGAUCCUUAUGGCGUAUGGCUUACAGUAGAACAUGAUGAGGCAUUUAUCAUUCCUUUACGAGGCAAGAUUCUAGUGCUUAUUAAGCCUGAAGAAUCACCCUCAAACCAUAAUGAAGGUUGCUUGUUAAACGUCAAUGGGAUUGCUACUCCUAUUCAAAGAGAAGAAACCAAACUCAUUCCGACACCAAAACCUAAAGAAGAAAAGACGGCUGUAGAACCCGAAUUGACAGAGGAAGAACAAGCCAGUGCAGCGCUCGAUAAAGUAUCACCCAAAGAUCAUGCACAAGCUGCAUUAUUGUUUUUAAAACAAACAGAUGAACAGUUCGGAUGGACAGUCCUUUCUGAUAAUCACAAAUCGGGUAUGCGUAUCAGCAAAAAACCUGGCAUUAAAAACAGCCAGUUGCCAUUGAAAGACAACCAUGAAAUGCCCUCUAAAUUACAAGUGUUUGAUCCUUAUAUGGUCUACAAGGGCACCAAAGUAAUUGAAAACUUUUCUGCUGAUGAAGUACUAGCUGUUGUUAAAGAUACAGACUAUGUUCGAAUACAGUAUGACGAUACCAUUGAAUCGCCUAUUGAGCUUGUACGACAAACCAAUUAUCCUGCAUGUAAAGUCAUUCGCUAUGCUGUCAAGGCCAUGUUUCCAUUCAAAAAUCGGGAAGUGUAUGCUGUCUCUUGUUUAGCACACGAAACAUUAUCUUCCAAACGUACAUUUUACAUUGAAAGCUCAUUACCGGAUUUUCCUCUCAUCAAUCCCAAAAAGACAAGAGGCCAUUUGUUUAUGUCUGGCUGGAUUUUAGAAGAAAUUGAUCCUUACAAUACAACGACAGCUAACCAUCCUAUUCCUUCUACACGGAUUACUUAUGUGGCAGCAUUGGAUUUAGGGAACUCAGUGCCUUCUUAUAUCAGUAAUUUAGUAGCCAACAAUUGGUUUCCUAAAAAGAUACAAGCAGUUGAGUCGUAUUUGAAAUCAAAGGGACCACCUCCUUUUAUUACUCAACCUGAUCCUGCAUUUGUGCUCUCUGGAAACACAUUGGAUAAAGACAAAGAAGAUGUAAAGUGGAAAACCAUUUAUUCUAACUUUGAUAAAAAGCACCAAUUUGAAAUCAAGACACGAUUAGAAGUUAAUGAAAAUACCAGUAACAAAAAGACACAGCAGCAAAAGACUGAAGAAGGUACAGCUUCGCCUUAUCGCAGACCCAGUCAUCAUACCAUUUCAGCGUCUACUGAUACACAAGGCCGUCGUGGCUCUUUACCAACUACGAUAUUAGCCAAAAAGCGUGUUGUCAUGACACCUUCCUCAAGUGCAACCACCAAUACAACAACACCUUUGACAGAAAAAUCUCCUUCAACAACAAAGUCUUAUACACUUUUACAUACUACAUUUGAUCUUCGAGCCUAUACAAAAGGAUAUGAAAUUGAAGCUCAACUGUACGAUGUAUCAGACUCAAAUCACGUAAAGAACAUAUCCAACAAGCUCGUUCUGUCUAUUUCGGAACCUUCUCUGUCUCAGUUAAUGGACGGUAAAAAGAAAUCUACCAAACAUACCAUUACUGUCAAGACACAACAAGGCGUAUCCUUAUUUAAAUCUAUACCAGCCUUGUUUGAAUUUGAGUUCAAGUUGAUACCUAUACGUCAAGAAGCAGCAACAAGCACAACCAAACUGACUGUAUCUCAUGUUUUGGGUGAAGAUGAAGAUGAUGGAAAAGAAAAAUGGCGUGGUACGAUUAUGGUGAAUGGCAUAGAAGCACAAUUAAACACAGAGGUUCCAUUGAAGUCAUUACUGGCUAAUGAAGAGAAGGCAAUAAAUAGUAACACAAACGAUGAAACGAUACCACAGGAUAAUCGAGGUGACAUUGCUAAUUCAGAGCCAAAUAGUCAGAUAGACAACGAAGCAACCUUGAGUUUAGACGACAAUGCAAGCAAGACACAAAUUGAAAGUGAAAAUUCAUCUCAGUACAUUGGAGGAAGUGUUGUUGCCACUGCACUUGAAAACGUAUCUGCAGGUGUCAAUACAAUUGGCGCUCGUAUGAUGAUUCCUUUUAGAGCAGCAUCCAAUUCAUUUCUUUCAUCUAACAUGAAUGAACAAAUCUCAUUAGAAGAUCAACAAACAUCUUCUGAAGAAGAAGAAGAACAAAAAGAAGAGGCAGGCAUUCGGAUCCAAAGUUUUACGCGAGAAGAAAGACACAAGAUUAGGUCUGUCACUACAUUGCAUGAAGUUCGUUUAUUACGAAAAUCUUCAGAUACCAUGCGAAAGGGCAUGCUCUUGCUCUCGAUUUGUUUAGGACUUGCCAUUGUGUUUGCAUUGCUUUUACUACAGCCAAUGCUAGAAAGAUACUAUGCUUCUUUUGGUGUUUCUUCUACCAUUGCUUCAUUGGAUCAUUCAAUUGAACAAGGCAUUGUUCGUCGAUUGUUACAAAUACCUUGGUUCGGAGGCUGGGAUAUUCAACUGAUUGCUGUUCAAAGACAAAAUUAUUAA